AUGAUCAGGCCAGGCGACCAGUACAAGUCCAUCGCGAACCCGUUCGAAGACCCGCGCGUCAGCAACUUCACGGCCCAAGAGAUCGCGACGCUCCAAAGCCGAUUGAGCAAGCAGCUUGGACCGGAAUAUGUGUCAACACGACCUGGUGCAGGCGGAGGAAGGGUGGCAUAUUUGGAAGCCCAGAAGGCUAUAAAUUUGGCGAACGACGUGUUUGGCUUCAAUGGAUGGUCCAGCUCCAUAAGAGAAGUGACGAUAGACUUUGUCGACGAAGUCCAAGCGACCGGUAGAGUGAAUAUAGGGCUUUCAAUCAUAGUGCGCGUUACGUUGAAGGAUGGCACAUUCCACGAGGAUAUUGGCUACGGUCACAUCGAGAACUGCAAAGGCAAAGCACCGGCUUUCGAAAAGGCGAAGAAGGAGGCUGCUACAGAUGGCUUAAAGCGCGCCCUACGAACCUUUGGCAAUGUCUUGGGCAACUGUUUAUACGAUAAAGAAUACCUGGUCAAGGUGAAGGGCGUAAAAGCAGCGCCUUCGAAGUGGGAUCCGGACAACCUCCAUAGACACCCGGACUUUGCCCCGAUCAAGAGGGAACCUCCACCACCGCCAUCACCAGAAAAAGCUGGCACCACCGCUCGUGUACCAAGCUUGCAGUCCAAUCUUUCGAGCGUAGACUUUGAAGACGAAUUUGGUGGCAACCUAUUCGAUGGCGUGGAUAUCUCUGAGGGUGGUGGAGACGAGUUCGGUCUGGAUGCUGUCUCCGACUCUAUGUUUGAGACGCCGAAAGCAGAUCCAAGAGAGCCGCCGCAACGACCGCCGCAACAACCGCCGCAACAGAAUGGCGGCCCACCACAGCAAAAUCAAACAGCCCAUAAUCUCGCGCGCCAGGGCAUGAACCGACCAAACUCAAUGCCAGCAUUGAAGCCACAAAAUGGUGUCCAGCAGCCGCCGCAAAACAAUCAAGCCCAACAGCCCAGACCUGUUUUGCAAGCCAAAGGCCCUCAAACACCAAAUGGAAUUCCGCAUGCUCCAGCUGAAAAUGGCCCUCCUGGACCACCUAUCAACCACGAACCUCCUGUUGGUUUUAUCACAGCACGAGCAGCUGAGCACAUCAAUAAACCGGAGACCAGCAACGGCCCUCUUCCCAAAAACCUGCCUGCUUUCAACCCUCACGCGGAAAGCCCCUCUCUCCGUAGAACAAGUGGCUUCGACCAUAUGAAGUCGGGGCCUAUAAGCCGACAGGCUAUCGUUGGAGCCAAUCAGGCUCCCGCCAAUGGUGCUAACGUUGCCCCUGUCCCAAGGCCGAACUUCAUCAACCCACAGGCAGACACGAACAGGCGAAUCGGAAUGCCCGGUGCAGCACAGAGCCCGCUUGCUAAUCGAGGGGCGUACAAGCCUCCGGGACCAGCGGUCGGAGCGAAGAGGAGCGCGGAGCCUAUUGGAAGACCACCUUUGUCAGAUGUGAGCAACAAGCAGGCAGAAGGCGGACCAGGGGACGGGGGAGACUUCAAGAGACCGAGAGUCGAAGGCACGGAGAACCAAGCGGUCAGAAAUUGAUGGUAGACGUUGCAGGAGCAUUCUUUCGGCCUCGUUUAGCGGAUUUGUCUGGGGCACUGGUGUUAGAGGCGGGCAGGGUGGAGUUUCGGACAUGACAUUUGAAGUUUUGCAUCAUUAGCACGAGGGAUACCAACAGAGCAGCCAAAAAAAAUGGCAUUUGAUUCAUUCUCCAGUCUCCGCCGUGACCAUCCUUGACUAUCUAGAGUUCUCUUUCGUUCAUCAGAGGUUGUUUAAAUGUUUCGCAUCAUGGCUCCCCGACACCAC
Molecule: messenger RNA, 1815 nt
Organism: Mytilinidion resinicola
Lineage: Eukaryota; Fungi; Ascomycota; Dothideomycetes; Mytilinidiales; Mytilinidiaceae
Product: recombination protein Rad52
Exons: 4
Coding region: 1-1551 (516 amino acids)
Biological process (GO): double-strand break repair via single-strand annealing; double-strand break repair via homologous recombination; DNA recombinase assembly
Cellular component (GO): nucleus
Source: RefSeq, a predicted model, not a curated record